GAUCUCCCCCCUCCCUCCCCUCCCGCCACCGCCCCCAAACCCUACCCCUCGGCCCCGCCGGAUCCGCCCCGACCCGGGACCCCGCGGCACGAGGGAGGAGGAGGAGGAGCGGUGGCGCCCGCGGUGGUGGCGAUGCGGAACUCCAUCGCGACCUACCGGGAGAGCCUCUCCCGGCUCGCCGUCGAGGUCGACGACGCCGCGGCCGACGAGGUCCCCGCGCCGUCGCCCCCCGCGGCGAUGGGAGGGGACCUCUCCGCCACGCCGCCGUCGUCGGGGAGGCGCCGCCGGUACUCCCGCCCCGGGCCUGGCACCGGCCCCGGCUCCGACCCCGCCGACCCCGACGAGAUUUCUAAACUCAGGGAGGAGAUACAAAAGCUUCAAGCUUCAGAGGCUGAAAUAAAGGCAUUAUCAUUCAAUUAUGCUGCAAUGUUGAAGGAAAAAGAGGAACAACUGGGAAAACUUCGUGAAGAAAAUGGGUCUCUUAAAAGAAAUUUGGAGAGCUGUAAGGCAGUUUCAGCCAAUUCUAAUGGUACUUUGGAAAGAUCACCCAGAGCUCAAAGGAAUGCAGUUCAGGAAAAUUCAUUGAACGUCACCAAGCAGAAUGGAUAUGGUGGUGGUUCUUCACAUGGUAUCCAGCCAAAUGGGCUGCAUUCGGUGACAGGGAAUCAUAAGGGAAAUGUGUUGGAGGAAGAGAGAGCAUCCUUUGCUAUCAAGCAGGCUAGUCUAGAAAAUGAAAUCAAACAAUUGAAACAACAACUCAGCAAUAAGUCCAAGAAAGAAACUGAAAUAGAAAGGAGGCUAGAAGAUGAAAACAAGCUGAAUGGAUUUCUCCAGCAAGAACUAAAUGAACUCAAGAUCAACAAAGAGAGGAUAUCGACUAGCAUGGAGGAGCUGCAUAAGGAACUUAAUGAGAAGAAAUCAGAGUUGAGACGCGUGCAAGAUGAGUUGAGCAGAAGGGACAAGGAGCAUGUAUCAGAUGCAUCUCUUCAGAGCCUAAGGAAUAUGUUAAUGGCUCUUCAGAAGGAGAAUUCCGAUCUAAAGAUAGAGAGAGCCAGGCUUGAGGCAGAUCUCAAGAGUAUGAAGAGUACCUCACAAAAAACAGCCGGCAGUACAUCUGAUAACAAAAUUCCUGACUCGGAAAAGGUUAAGGAAGAAAUGGAUUUGUUGAAAAGAGAGUUACAGGAUGCUUCUCGUGAGAGAGACAAAGCAGUGCAAGAUUUGGCUCGGCUGAAGCAGCAUUUGUUAGAUAAGGACCUUGAGGACCAAGAAAAGAUGGAUGAAGAUAGUAAACUCAUUGAAGAAUUGCGGGUAAUCUGUGAGCAGCAAAGGCUUCAUAUAGUGCAGUUAGAGAGGGCUUUAAAGGCUGAGAUAGCAAAGCAGGAGGAGAACAAAAGGAUCGUAAAUGAAGAGCACCAGAGGUCAAAUGAGCAGCUGGAAGAAUUGAAGUAUAAGCUUGCUACCUGUAUGAGUGCACUCGAAUCAAAAAAUGUGGAGCUGCUAAAUCUUCAGACUGCCCUUGGACAGUACUAUGCUGAGAGUGAAGCCAAGGAACGGCUUGGAGGUGAUUUAGCUGUUGCGAGGGAAGAAUUGUCUAAACUAUCUGAGUCAUUAAAGGUGGCAAAUCAAACGAUUGAGAUUGCAAGAAGGGAGAAGGAAGAUAUGGCUACCAAACUUUCACAAGCAGAGAGGAUGUUAGCAGAUGGGAAGCGCUCCAUGCAGAAGCUUGAGGAUGACAACUCAAGAUUGCGACGUGCGCUAGAACAAAGCAUGACAACAGUGAAUAGGAUGUCAUUAGAUUCAGAUAACUCCGUUGACAGGCGCAUUGUGAUUAAACUGCUAGUCACCUACUUCCAGCGGAAUCACAGCAAAGAGGUUCUGGACCUCAUGGUUCGCAUGCUUGGCUUCUCUGAGGAAGACAAGCAAAGGAUUGGCUUUGCACAAAAUAGUGCCGGUAAGGGUGUUGUCCGUGGUGUUUUGGGUCUCCCAGGACGCCUGGUUGGAGGAAUUGUUGGUGGUGGUUCAUCUGGCAAAUCUGCUCAAGCAUCUCAGGAUAGCCAGUCAUUCGCAGACCUAUGGGUGGACUUCCUGCUCAAGGAGACAGAAGAAAGGGAGAAACGGGAAGCCUCAGAAGCUGCAAAGCAGUUGCAGGACGAGAGCCAAACUGCAACUAGUACAAGUAGUUCGUCAGGCGGCCAACAAGGAUCACAGCACCCCUCAAACGUGGCACCUGGCCCUUCCACAACCACAAGGCCACAUGUGUUUGGUCGUCCAGACUCUGAAUUCUCAACAGUUCCACUCGCAUCAUCGUCAUACUCAUCUGUGCCGACUCAAUUUUCAAGACCACCUCAAAGAUGAUUGCAAUCAAGUGUACACUGUACAGUAUGGGAUUCCUUUUUGUUCUGGGGUGGUCCUGCAUCCAAAGGUUAAGCUAUUCGUUUCAUUCGUUGACAAUGCGAAGAUGAUAAUAGUUGAUUGAAAAGUUACUUUUUUUUUUCCCUCCUUGGGCAUGUAGAAAAGGCAAUAUGUAAAUGGAAUCCUAGACUCGCACCCUACACUAGGGAUGGAGAUAAAAUUAGAAUUGUCCAUUAUACCAUGUACGAUCUGAGAAUUGGAACCCUGUGUACCGGUGUUGUACUGCUAUGAAUAUGAGAAAAAGUUUUGCAUCCCAACUGAUUGAUUGGUA
Panicum hallii is the source of this 2683-nucleotide messenger RNA. Its product is annotated as golgin candidate 4. The record is from RefSeq and is a predicted model, not a curated record. The transcript has 15 exons. Gene Ontology annotation, biological process: Golgi organization; endoplasmic reticulum to Golgi vesicle-mediated transport. The coding region runs from base 133 to 2355 and encodes 740 amino acids. Gene Ontology annotation, molecular function: small GTPase binding. Gene Ontology annotation, cellular component: Golgi apparatus. NCBI's taxonomy places the organism in Eukaryota, Viridiplantae, Streptophyta, Magnoliopsida, Poales, Poaceae.